AUGGAAAUGUAUCAUGGAUGCUACAACCGAUGCGGAUUAUAUGUUGCUGUGGAUACAAUGAAAGCUAGGUGGGCAAGUUAUCCGGCAGUGAUUACUUACGGUGAGAGAACAUGGCUUUGUCAUAAAAUCAAAUUUGUUACAUUUUGGACGAACCAAGUUCUUCACUUUGGUAACACGAGUAAUUGUAGAAUUGAGAGCCAACAUUCGGCAGUGAAGACGUGGUUUGAAUCAUUGAUAGGUUCUUUGGAUACCGUAUGGGCCCGAUUACAUUGUCAUAUUGUUAAUCAGAUCAUUGCAAUUUGUAAUAGUUUGGAGGCAUCAAGAUCGAAAAUUGGUGAGAAGUACAGACAAUUGUCACUAUCACGUAUAAAUGGCAAAGUGUCUCAACAUUGUUUGAAAAUUCUCGAUGAUGAAACGAGAAGGAUGAGGGAGUUAAGUUAUCAGGUGUAUGAGCGUUGUGGAUGUGCAAUGCGUGUAACCCAUGGUUUACCAUGUGCUUUCCAGAUACAUGAUUCGCUAGUUGCAUGGUCAGGCUUGUAUAUCAGGCAAAUUCAUUCAUUCUGGAAGACCUUGGUUAUUGGUGAUGGUGUUGAUAUACCUGUGUUCGUUAACGAUUCAACCGAGGAAGCUGCACAUUUUUGUUCCCUGGUUGAUAAGGUCAUUGGUAGUGAUCCUGCUAUACUUCGAAAUGUAUCUCGCAUCAUUGAAGAGGAGCUGCAUCCGGAUCAUACAAACCUUGAAGAACCACAUGUAAACCACAAUGUUCGAGGUCAACGAAGGAACAAUGAUACCAGGCGUGAUCCUUGUUAUUUCGAACAUAUAAACCGUCGAAACACUCAACGUGAGGAUCAAUGUGACAUCAGUCAAUGUAGGUAUUUGCACUUGCUUCCAAGACCAAUGUUGCCUUACAUCACGGCAUGGAAGGAUGUCAUUGGUGAUGGAAACUGUGGCUUUCGUUGUGUGGCUGACUUCUUCUUUGGUGAUCAAGCGCAAUGGUUUACCGCUCGGGAAACAAUAGCAAAUGAGGUCACCGCUCAUCCAAUGUUGUACGAAAGGAUUUACGGGAUUGGAAGGGUUUGGAUGAAUGUAGAAUGUAUUCGAUGGGAUGGUGGGGCAGUUGAUAUGUGGCAUUGGAUGGUAGCAAUUCAAGAUUUAUUUCCUAUUGCUACUUGGUUCAACGCAAGGGUGAUUUGUCUCGGUAUAGGUAGCGUACCAACCUGCUACUACCCAUGCAUAACGGUGUUACCGUUGCGGGCACGAAGCACGGUCAGGGCACCCUCUCGUGAGUUCGUGAUCACUACAGUUGGUGGGUCACAUUUCAUCGGUCUUGAUCUUGCACAAGAUUCACCUCUUCCCCGAUUGCAGGUUGGUGGACCGAGCACCACGAGCCAAGUGGUGAUGGAUGGGAUCAGCAAUAUGAAGUCAUAA
Messenger RNA from Chenopodium quinoa (quinoa), 1428 nucleotides. RefSeq lists its product as uncharacterized. The transcript has 3 exons. Bases 1 to 1428 code for a protein of 475 amino acids. NCBI's taxonomy places the organism in Eukaryota, Viridiplantae, Streptophyta, Magnoliopsida, Caryophyllales, Amaranthaceae. The record is from RefSeq and is a predicted model, not a curated record.